Messenger RNA from Cladocopium goreaui, 1784 nucleotides. NCBI's taxonomy places the organism in Eukaryota, Dinophyceae, Suessiales, Symbiodiniaceae. The record is from the annotation of a GenBank genome assembly.
UCACCACGGUCCAUACACCGCCAGUGGAACAAGUUUCAGCAAGGUUGUUUCAGGAUCCAAUUGGAUCGCGUUCUGCCUUGAGCCCUUGGAGCCACAGAUCCCACCCCGGCCGUGUUUUUUUUAGCGCCGUUAUCGGGAUGUCGGAGAUCAAGCGCAGCUUCAAUGAUGAGAUGGGUUACCUCAAGCGCGAGGAUACCACCUCCUACUCCAUCCGGCCAGGCUUUGUGCAAGGAAUGAACGUCCCCGGCAAGUUCUACGUCAACGAUCAGCUGGAACGUUUGAUGUUGGAUGAACUCCGAAGUUUCUCCAGGCAGUCCCACAAUGCCGGUGGCUUCCUCCCAGCGGUGAAGCAGAUCGGCAAUGUGGCCGCACUGCCCGGCAUUGUGAAGCACUCCAUCGGCCUUCCAGAUAUUCACAGUGGAUAUGGUUUCGCUAUCGGCAACGUUGCGGCCUUCGAUAUGGGUUUGCCAGAGGCGGUGGUCUCCCCUGGUGGGGUCGGCUUUGACAUUAACUGUGGAGUGCGAUUGGUUCGCACCAAUCUCCUCUUCUCGGAUGUGCUGCCCGUGAAGGAGACGCUUGCACAGUCGCUCUUCGAUCACAUUCCGGUCGGUGUGGGAUCCAUGGGAAUCAUCCCAACCAAGGAACAAGACCUGGAGGAGGCUUUGCAGAUCGGCAUUGACUAUUCCUUGCGCGAAGGAUAUGCCUGGCCAGAAGACAAAGAGCACUGUGAAGAGUAUGGCCGCAUGUUGAACGCUGAUCCAGGAAAGGUUUCCAGCAGAGCCAAAAAGCGUGGGCUGCCGCAGUUGGGCACCUUGGGUGCAGGAAAUCAUUACGCAGAGAUCCAGGUGGUGGAUGAGAUCUAUGAUGAGUUUGUGGCCAAAAAGAUGGGCAUUGACCAGAAAGGACAGGUCUGUGUCAUGAUCCACUCUGGCAGCCGUGGUUUGGGACACCAGGUCGCAACUGAUGCCCUGGUCGACAUGGAGAGAGCAAUGACUCGCGACAACAUCCGUACCAAUGACCGACAGCUGGCCUGCGCACGGAUCCACUCGGACGAAGGACAGCAUUAUCUUAAGGCGAUGUCUGCUGCAGCCAACUACGCCUGGGUGAACCGUUCGUCCAUGACGUUCCUGACGCGUCAGGCCUUUGCCAAGGUCUUCAACCAAUCGCCAGAAGAUUUGGAUAUGCACGUGAUCUAUGAUGUGUCGCAUAACAUCGCCAAAGUGGAGGAGCAUUUUGUGGAUGGUACCUGCAAACAGCUGCUUGUCCAUCGCAAGGGCUCGACCCGAGCAUUCCCGCCUCAUCAUCCGCUGAUUCCUGUGGACUAUCAGCUCACAGGGCAGCCAGUGAUCGUCGGAGGAACCAUGGGCACAUGCUCCUAUGUGCUAACUGGCACUGACAAGGGAAUGAGAGAGACCUUUGGAUCUACCUGUCACGGUGCAGGGCGUGCACUAAGUCGAAACAAGUCCCGCAACAAUUUGGAUUAUGGAGACGUGCUGAAGAGACUGGAGGACAUGGGAAUUUCCAUCCGCGUGGCCUCGCCCAAGUUGAUCAUGGAAGAAGCUCCGGAGAGUUACAAAGAUGUGACGCAAGUGGUACAGACUUGCCAUGAUGCCGGGAUUUCCAAGAAAGCCAUCAAACUGAAGCCAGUGGCCGUGGUCAAAGGUUGAGGUGAUUAUUGAAGCCAUGUAGGGCUGGAUCCAAACCAGAGCAGCAAAUGAAAAUGGAACGCGAUGGGCAAAGGGGACGGAGCAUCCCACAUGAGUACGUUUUUAUAUGCUUGUAGG